This is a messenger RNA of Beauveria bassiana ARSEF 2860, 1977 nucleotides long. RefSeq names its product Ser/Thr protein phosphatase family protein. The record is from RefSeq and is a predicted model, not a curated record. NCBI's taxonomy places the organism in Eukaryota, Fungi, Ascomycota, Sordariomycetes, Hypocreales, Cordycipitaceae. Bases 1 to 1977 code for a protein of 658 amino acids. Gene Ontology annotation, molecular function: hydrolase activity. Gene Ontology annotation, cellular component: cytosol. Gene Ontology annotation, biological process: nucleotide catabolic process. The transcript is spliced from 5 exons.
AUGAAGUCGGCAUCUCUCCUCAACGGCCUAAUUGCCAUUCUCACCGGACCUAGUCUGGUCGCUGCCUGUGGCGACGAGGAACACAGCUGCUACGGCCCUCAACACAAUGUCGAAUAUGUCCGUCAGGUCAAGCGCAUGCAGCCGGGCGCACCCAAUGCGACCUACGGGCCCAAGGGACCUCUCGAAUGGGGGCAAAUCAACUUUUUACACACGACCGACACGCACGGCUGGCUCGAGGGCCACAUCAAGCAGCAAAACUACGGCGCCGACUGGGGCGACUUUGUCACCUUUACCCGGCGCAUGAAGCAGACGGCCGGCAACAUGGGCGUGGACCUGCUGCUCAUUGACACGGGCGACCUGCACGACGGCACCGGCUUGUCGGACGCGACGCGGCCCGACGGGGAGCUAUCCAUGCCCGUCUUUGACGAGAUUGCCUUUGACCUGCUGACGAUUGGCAACCACGAGCUGUACGUGACCGAGGUGGCGUACCAAAUGUUCAACACCUGGGCCAAGAAAUGGGGCGACCGCUACGUCACGUCCAAUGUCAAGAUUCUCAAUCCGCAGACGAAUGCCUUUGAGCACGUCGGCGCCACCCAUCGCUACUUUACCACGGAAAAGGGCCUGCGCGUCCUCGCAUUUGGCGUGCUGUUUGACUUUGCCGGCAACUCCAACGUCUCCCAGGUCGUCAAGGCGGCCGACAUGGUCAGGGAGCAGUGGUUCCUCGACGCCGUUCACACCACGGAGCCGGUCGACUUGGUCGUGCUGUUUGGGCAUAACCCAGUCAGCCCCAAGGAUAAGACGAGCACGUUCAGACCGGUCUGGGACGCGAUCCGCGCGGCGCGCCCAGAGACGCCGAUUACCCUGUUUGGCGGCCACACCCACAUCCGCGACUUUUCCGUCUACGAUGAGCGCUCCAUCGGCAUCGAGGCCGGUCGCUACUGCGAGACGAUUGGCUGGGUGGCCAUGAGUGGCUUCGAUGUAGAAAGCGGCAGCAGCAGCGGUGGCUACAAGGGCGUCAAGAACCCGCACGGCGUGCCGAACCCGACGCGUCCGGCCAAGGAGGGCACCACCACUGCGUCCCCGUUUCGCUACGCGCGCCGGUACCUCGACUGGAACCGCAACACCUUCAUCUACCACUCGCGCCAGCAGCCCGCCACCUACGACUACCACUCGGGCAGCCGCGUCACCAACGAGAUUACCGACAUUCGCGAGCAGCUGCGCCUGGGCGAUGUCUACGGCUGCGCGCCCAGGUCGUGGUGCAUGGAGUGCGCGCCGAUUGACAGCGAGCAAAACCUGUUUCCGGGUGUCAUUAUUCCAGCCGUAUCCAAGAUUGUCGUGCGCCCCGAGCGCAAGGACAAGGCGCGCAUCAUUCUUGGAAACACGGGCAGCGUGCGCUACGAUAUCCCCAAGGGCCCGUUUACUUAUGACGAUAAUUUCAUCGUGUCUCCGUUUCGCGACGUCUUUCGCUACAUCAAGGAUGUGCCCUACGACAAGGCCGAGAAACUACUUACACAACUCAACAAUGGCCGCGCAGAUAAGCGCAGCGACCUUGUCUCCAUGGCCGCGCCGCAGGAUGAGUGCACAAACCCGACCAUGGGCUACCUCACCCGUCGCGAGAUGCGCGAGCGCCGCGGUCCCGUCCGCCGCCAGGAAAUCAUCACACCGGGCUACGUCACCAACGACGACUGGGGCACUGAUGGCGACGACACCAACCACACGGCUGUUCCGUUUAUGCGUAACCCCGGCUACUACCAGGGACAGGGCGGCUUCCCCGAAGAGGGCAGCCCCGAGGUCGUUGACGUUGUCUUUUAUGACUUUAUUGAAAAGUACAUUCUGCAGUACCUUGGCAGCGGGUACGAUGCCAGCAUGGUGGAUUGUUAUAUUGACUGCAACUUUACUUCGCAGGACUUUUUGCUGCCGUAUGCCAAGGCCGUCUGGCAGGACAACAUUAAUGACUGCCCUAUUGAUGGCAUGUAA